AUGCUAUCCGGCAUCAGACAGCUCGCAGUCCGCCGAGCAGGAUUCGCGCCCGGGUCCCAGGCCGCUGGAAACGUCGCCCGCCGCUCAUAUGUCAACGAAGGCGCCACAAGCAAAGGCGGACCGGGAGCGACCAAUGUCCGCGACUCACCAUCCAGCAGCGGCGAGGCCAGCGGUGUGAACGCCAGCCGUGGCCUUGACGGCGAGACACGUGAGAGCAAGUCGACAACCGCUCGCCCCGUCACAAACCCGGAAGAGUCAGGUCUAGGCGGCCAGGAGGAACCGCAGCCAUCGCAAGAGUACAUGAAGCGGCCGAAGGACGAGCCAGAUCACAUCAAGCGCCAGCAUGUCGAGGCGGAGGGACAGAAGCCGUUGGAUCCAGCUGAUGAUGGCUAUGGCAUCACGAGUAAGAAGUAG
Messenger RNA from Fulvia fulva, 414 nucleotides. RefSeq lists its product as uncharacterized. The record is from RefSeq and is a predicted model, not a curated record. The transcript is spliced from 2 exons. Lineage: Eukaryota; Fungi; Ascomycota; Dothideomycetes; Mycosphaerellales; Mycosphaerellaceae. The coding region runs from base 1 to 414 and encodes 137 amino acids.